AAGAGCUGGCAGCUCCUGAAGGAAAAGGGCUUGUGCCGCUGCCGUUCAAACUUGUCAGUCAACUCGUGCCAGCAGCCUCAGCGUCUGCCUCCCCAGCACACGCUCAUUUUAUGGGUCUGUCUGGCCUGAUCUGUGCAUCUGCUUAGAGACGCUCCUGACAAGUCUGGAAUUUCUCCUUUUCGCCACUGGUGUGAAGAACGGAUUUCUCCCUGUGUCUCCGCUGUCAUCCCAACUCCUCUCCCCAAGGAGCUUCCUUGCUUUAUGGUAGCUUUGGAUUUCCUUCACCGACUGCCUGUACUUGAUUUCUAGAAUGGAAGAAGCUGAGCUGGUGAAGGAAAGACUACAGGCCAUCACAGAUAAAAGAAAAAUACAGGAAGAAAUCUCACAGAAGCGUCUGAAAAUAGAGGAAGAAAAAUUAAAGCAUCAGUAUUUGAAGAAAAAGGCCUUGAGGGAGAAAUGGCUUCUGGAUGGAAUCAGCAGUGGAAAAGAACAGGAAGAGAUGAAAAAGCAAAAUCAACAAGACCAGCAUCAGAUCCAAGUUCUAGAACAAAGUAUCCUCAGGCUUGAGAAAGAGAUCCAAGAUCUUGAAAAGGCUGAACUGCAAAUCUCAACCAAUGAAGAGACAAUUUUAAAGAAACUAAAAUCAAUUGAGAGGACAACAGAAGACAUAAUAAGGUCUGUGAAAGUAGAAAAGGAAGAAACAUCAGGAGAGUCAAUUGAAGACAUCUAUGCCAAUAUCCCAGAUCUUCCAAAAUCCUACAUACCUUCCAGGUUAAGGAAGGAAAGAAAUGAAGGAGUAGAAGAUGAUGAACAAAACAGAAAAGCUUUGUAUACCAUGGAAAUUAAAGUUGAAAAGGAUUUGAAGACUGGAGAAAGUACAGUCCUAUCUUCAAUACCUCUCCCCUCAGAUGACUUUAAAGGUACAGGAAUAAAAGUUUAUGAUGACGGGCAAAAGUCAGUAUAUGCAGUAAGCUCUAAUCCCAGUGCCACAUUCAAUGGCACUGAUGACCUGGCCCCAGUUGAGGUAGAAGAACUUUUAAGACAAGCAUCAGAGAGAAACUCUAAAUCUCCAACAGAGUACCAUGAGCCUGUUUACGCCAACCCAUUUUGUGGGCCUACAACUCCACAGAGAGAGAAGGUAACCUCUGGACCAAACUUUCAAGAAAGGAUGAAGAUUAAAGCUAACGGAUUAGGCAAUAAUGUAAAUGAAUCCAUACACAAUAUGGACAAUGGACUUUCAAAGGAAAGAGGCAAUAGCUUCAAUCAUGUCAGUCCCAUUCAGCCAAUACCUCAACCCCGAUCAAUGAUUCAACAAGCAGCGGAGACACCUCAUGCUCCACAAAAAAGGCUGAUGACUCCUUGGAAAGAACAAAAUGAAAUGAAGGACAAAUAUGCACCCUCUCCAAAGGCAAGACUGAGCCCCAGCAAAGCACAAGUUGGGAAAUUGGAACCCCAGGGCUCUUCACUGACUUGCCAGGAGGAUGAGGAAGAUGUUAGAUACAAUAUUGUUCAUUCCCUGCCUUCUGACAUGGAUGAUUCAGAACCUGUGACAAUGAUUUUCAUGGGGUAUCAGCAGGCAGACGAUAAUGAAGAAGAGAAGAAGCUUCUGACGGGAUAUGAUGGGAUCAUCCAUGCCGAGCUGGUUGUGAUUGAUGAUGAGGGAGAGGAGAGUGAAGAAGCUGAGAAGCCAUCCUACCACCCUGUGGGCCCCUAUAGUCAGGUUUAUCAGCCUGCCAAACCAACACCACUUCCUAGAAAGAGACCAGAUGUUAGUCCCCAGGAAAACACAAACCAUAAAUCUCCCCACAAAAAUUCCAUAUCCCUGAAGGAGCAAGAAGAACGCUUAGGCAGCCCUGUCCGCCAUUCUCAGCUUGAUGUUCAGAUAGCAGGAGAUGGGACUGAAGAUCCAUCCUUAACAGCUUUAAGGAUGAGAAUGGCAAAGCUCGGGAAAAAAGUGAUUUGAGAAGUGUACAUCUAUAUAAACAUCCUUUGGUGAAGAAACUAAGAAAAGUUUGCAAAUUUCUCUUCUGGAUAUUUUUGUGUUUUUUUUUUCCUGAAAUCCAAAGUAUUAUGCUAUAUACCCAUAUUGUCAUGUGAAUAAGCAGUAGUCAUUAUUUGUGAAAAAUUCUGAAAAGACUGGAGAGAAGAAAUGCUUGACUUUUCCAGUGACUUUACAUGAUUCAGUGGAGGGAGGAGGAGACUAGCAUAUUUUUAAUGUAUUGAUACCAAAGCAUUUCUAAUAGCUUGUUAAAAUUAAGAAUAAAGUUAUUUAACAUAGUCUGACUAUAUUAUGUUAACUGGCAUUGUAAUUUUGCUAAUACAUAGAUUCAGAGAUCA
Choloepus didactylus (southern two-toed sloth) is the source of this 2337-nucleotide messenger RNA. RefSeq names its product palmdelphin (gene PALMD). The record is from RefSeq and is a predicted model, not a curated record. Gene Ontology annotation, biological process: regulation of cell shape. The coding region runs from base 311 to 1963 and encodes 550 amino acids. Lineage: Eukaryota; Metazoa; Chordata; Mammalia; Pilosa; Megalonychidae. The transcript is spliced from 8 exons. Gene Ontology annotation, cellular component: membrane; cytoplasm.